Messenger RNA from Sebastes umbrosus (honeycomb rockfish), 5410 nucleotides. It is a transcript of the gene b4galnt3b, whose product is annotated as beta-1,4-N-acetyl-galactosaminyl transferase 3b. Gene Ontology annotation, cellular component: Golgi cisterna membrane. The record is from RefSeq and is a predicted model, not a curated record. The transcript has 19 exons. The coding region runs from base 395 to 3610 and encodes 1071 amino acids. Gene Ontology annotation, molecular function: acetylgalactosaminyltransferase activity. Lineage: Eukaryota; Metazoa; Chordata; Actinopteri; Perciformes; Sebastidae.
CUUUUUCUGUGGCAUCUUCUCUGUUCAACGUGAAGUUGUGUGUUUCGAGUAUAACAGGUUCUGAGAUUCCAGCGCUCGCUCCGUUAUUUGUGCGGCUUCGUGUGGACUGACUUCUCGGACUGGAUGGACGAGAAAUUCAGGAUGGUUUAGUUAGAGUUGCUACUAUAUUACCGGCGACCUCUUCAGGUUCAUGCUGGGGGUUUUUUCCGCGGGAUGAGAGGAGCACCUAUUGAGAGGAGCACCUAUUGAGAGCACCCGCAGGCAGUGAGACUGGGCUCACGGUGCAGGCGGUUCUCCCUCAGCCUGGUGGUGACAAACACAAACACAAAGUCUCUAGAAACUCUAGAGAGGAGCUUUUUUCUCCUGAGAGCUGAGAGAGCCAACCAAGAAGAAGAUGUUUGCUGCGUUUUUCCCCGUGAAGAAGCUGAGGCGUCACAGCAAACAUCUGGUGUUCGGGUUGAUUGUGCUGCUCGGACUGGCGGCCGUCUACCAUGAGAUGGUUACUGCAACAGCAUGGAGCAGUGAUGCAAGUAUGAAUACUGACGUUAACGGCAGCAGCUGGUGGAGAGACAUGUUUGACCAAGGGGUCAGAAAGGACCAUCAAGCAGACUCUGUGGAGGAUUCAGGCUCUGUGGGGAAUUCAGACGCUUGGAGGUCCAGCUACACUCCACAAACCUGGAAACCAGAGUACAAGGGCCAGGCCAAUCUGCACGGCUUUGAGGACUGGUGUGGCGGUUCUACAGCUGACCUCUACAGGAACCCGCACUACCCGCUGUAUCCUCAUUCCAGGACUACAGUGCAGAAGCUAGCCGUCUAUCCUCAUUGGACCAACUACGGGCUCAGGAUAUUUGGUUAUCUACAUCCAUAUACUGACGGAGAGUUUGUGUUUGCUAUGAGCUCUGGCGACAACUCUGAGUUGUGGCUCAGCACAGAUGACUCUCCCCUCAACGUGCAGUUACUGGCAUGGGUUGGGAAGACUGGCGCAGAAUGGUCAGCGCCGCACGAGUUUGAGAAGUAUGCCAGUCAGGUCUCCAAACCAGUUUGGCUGUCUGCUCAGAGGAAGUACUUCUUUGAAGUUAUCCACAAGCAAGACGACAGAGGGACGGACCAUGUGGAGGUUGCAUGGCAGCUCCUUGACGAAGGCCUUAUGUUCAAGGUUAUUGAUAACACUCACAUCUCCCUCUAUGUUAAUGAGUCUGCGUUGUUAAUGGGUGACACAGCACACAUACCACAGACGGCUGCAAGCCACCAGCAAACCCUCACAAAACAGCAGAACGCCGACGCAGACAUGCUGAGGGAGGACCCGCGAGACGCUCUUUACCACGUGCCUUUGAUAAACAGCAAGUUCCUACAAGGUGUCCUGCCCGACUGCUCAUACAAACCAAUCUACACAAUAAAAGACUUUCCUGUCGGGCGCUAUCAAGGACUGCAGUUUGUCCACUUGUCCUUCAUCUACCCCAACGACUACACCCGACUCACACACAUGGAGACUGAGAACAGCUGCUUCUACCCCGAAAGCGUGAAGAGGUUGGGUUUCUCCAAAUACAUGAAACUAGAGAGUCCUGAUAUGAAAAACACAAAAAAUGAUGAGAAGUUUGCCGAUGAACCCUAUAAAAGAGAAAAGAAGGCCAAGCCUGCCCAGGUGGAUAACAAACUUUUUCAAGACUAUGGGGAUGAUUAUGAUGAUUAUGCAAAGAGAAACAGGCGCAAACUCUUCUCCUUAGUCAUGCAAGAAACUAACAACAUGCUGAAGAACACCUCUGACACAACAAUGCACGUAGAUGAGUCGCAGGGGAAAUUCCCAAAGCCUCCGCCAGAGCCACAGAAACCAGCUGAGCGUCUGCAGUCAUCACAAACCUCAAUACAUCACCCGGCCCUGCAACAGAACCGGAAAGAGUCGAAGCUAGAGGGUCGGGUUAAAAAAGCAGAGCAGAUAAAACCAAAGAGAAAGUUGAGACCAGCAAAGAAACAAAAGCUCAAAUCAGUAGAGACCGCUGUGAGACCAAAUCCACUGAAACCAGUGGACAGCGAGCAGCUUAAAGCAAAGGAAGGACCAGCAAUCCCGUCACAGCAGCUCAAUUCUAAACAGCAUCGUAGGCAGAGGUACCGUAAAAUGAACCAAACCCAAAUCCAGAGACUCAAAGACUCAAAGCUUCAACCCUUGGAGAGGGAUGCUGCUCUGCCUGACAAGGCCGAGGAGCAGAGGUUUGUAAUCAGAGAAAUGGAGCGCCAGCUACCCACCACAAAGCGUUUUAUCCCUGCCCAGAGAGACCUGGACCAACUUGGGGAUAGGCUAAAUCAGUGGGACAUAGAUGCCAGACACCGCAGGAAUAAGGUGAUAAAGAUGAAAAUGCCUCUACAGGGUCUGGAAACUAACGACAAAUUGGACAAGUCGGAUACGAAAGUGGAGGACCAAGAGGGAAAGGAAGACGAGGUUUACAACCAGGCUGAGAGCUGGAGAGACACCAAGAUAAACUCUCUGUGGGGAAAAGAGGGAGACUAUGAUCAAGACUUUGAUGGUGGGCCUUAUGAUGACGAACCUGCGCUGGUGUUUGACACUGAGGUCAAAUGGAGCCAGACAUUCCAGGUUAGCCACCUGGACCUUCAGGCACAGCGGACAGAUCGGAUCAACCUGGGCUGCGGCGUCUUAGGCAACCUGCUCCUCCACUCCAGGGACGCUCUGCCCAUAGUCAAGGCUUUCAUGGACCAACUCUACGAAAAGCACCCAGGGCAGUUUACAUUGGUGCGUGUGAUUAACGUGGUGAAGCGCUCCGACGGGAUCCAUGGCAGCCGCUACUUUCUGGAGCUGGAGCUGAAGGAUGUAAACAGCCAGCUGGUGCGCCUGUCGCACUACAUCUACACUCUGACUCGCCAGAGCAAACAAAGCAUUGAGGACUUCAAUAACCAAAACCUGAAACCUCAGCUGGUGCUGUGUAACCCGGUGGGCUUCCGCUGGAAUCCUGCCGCCACCGUCCACUUCAUAGUACCGGUGAAGAACCAGGCUCGCUGGGUGCAGCAGAUGAUUGCAAACAUGGAACAUCUGUUCAGAGAAACCAAAGACACCAACUUCAAUCUCAUCAUGAUUGACUACAACAGCAGUGACAUGGAUGUGAGGAAGGCUCUACAGAAAUCUUCACUACCCAGGUACGAGUAUGUGAAGCUGAGCGGAAACUUUGAGCGUUCUGCUGGUCUGCAGGCCGGUGUCGACCUUCUAACUGAUAGCCACAGCAUUGUGUUUCUUUGUGACCUCCACCUCCACUUCCCUCCUGCCAUCAUCGACACCAUCAGGAAGAACUGUGUGGAGGGAUACAUGGCGUUUGCUCCAAUAGUCAUGAGGCUGGAGUGCGGGGCUACGCCAUUAGACGCCAGAGGUAAUUGGGAGGUCAAUGGCUUUGGCCUGCUGGGGAUCUAUAAGUCUGAUCUGGUCGCAGUGGGAGGAAUGAACACCAGAGAAUAUAAAGACCGCUGGGGAGGAGAAGACUGGGAGCUCCUCGACAGGAUUCUCAAGGGAGGACUGGAAGUGGAGCGGAUCUACAUGAGGAACUUCUUCCACUACUUUCACUCCAAACGUGGCAUGUGGAACCGGCGAAUGAAGCCCAGCCACAGAUGACCUUGUCACCUGCCCGCUGCACCAUGACCACGGUGGCCACGGUUACAACCACGGCAACCAGAGCACUUUAAGGCCGGAGCCUGAUUCCUGCUGCAUAACUGUAAUACCUGCUGACCGACGGAGAGGGUGACAUAGGGUUUGUAUUCAUUCACUUCAGCUCUGUGAAAAAAGCAACUUACAAGUGUCAGCAGUGACAACGGUUGCUAAGGAGAUACUACUGAUAUGCUCAGAGUUUAUGUCACUGGAUUUACUGUUGACUACUAUGAGGGUACUGGUCGAUGAAUGCCAUUGACUGUGUGUUAUUACAAAUGAAGAUACAUCUGUGCAGCAUGUCGCUGACUCAUGAUGAUAUGCACUACCGGCUGCAAGGUACUGACCUGAUUAUCCAAAGACAAAACGUAAAAUAAAUGACACUCUGGGGACGUAAUGUAUACACACAAGUGUCCUAUAUCAUAAGGAUAUAGAUAAAGAUGUAUCAUCAAAGAUCUUGCACAUGAGUCUUGACUGGAGAAAAAAAAAAAAUUGUGUAUGUGGUAAACACAGCCUUAUUUGUCAUGUUGUAAAUUAUGAGAAACUUUAUAUUUAUUAUAUCAAUAUUUGUAGGAUUUCUUUUUUCAUUUGGGUUAAAUGUUAUUUCUAGAAACAGAUGAGGAAGUUACACCUCAGUUUACCCGUUGAGUGCCCGCCUCUAUUUGUUCUAUUAAAUAUUAAAUGUGCCUUCUGUUGGGACUGUUAUUCAGGUACUGGGGCCACAUAGUGUUGUUUUUAGAGAGUCGGGAAAAACCUUAAACUGGAUAAGUUAUUGAAUAACUAAGUUUUCAUUAUUGUAUCAUUUGGUUUUGUCUGAGAAGGAAAGUCAACUAUAUUUAGACAGGUAUGUUUGUGGUUUGUGUUGCCCAAUGCGUCAGACAGUUUUUGCACAUGAAUCAAAAAUGAAUUAUCAGAAAACUGAAGCAAUGCAUUAUUGUGAGAAUGUGUCUAUUCUCAGUACACUGCCACUUACCAAAGAUAAUAGUUGUACAUGCAGAAUAGUUACAACAACAAAAAAAAGCAGGGUUUGUUUUUGACAUGUCGGGCUAUUGAAAAUGUCUGUACUGUAAAUAUAGCAUUAAGGGUUAUUUUAGUCAAGAACUCGUUUUACUGUAAUUUAUGUUUUAGCUCAUCUUAUUCUUAUUGAUCUACCUGCUGAAUCUAAUAGUUUUUCAGAAGAAUACUAGUUUUGAUUCAUCUCAAAAACAAGUAAGUAGCAUUCUUUUAUUGCUCAGUCGAUGAAGCUCUCCAUUCUAACUGUGGGAAAUAUUGUUUUCACUGUCAACACAGUAAAUACUGAGAGGAAAUGUGGUGGGUGGAAAAAUGAUCUUGUGUAUUUAUCAUAUUGUUUUAAUGUUAUUUAUGAUAAGACUAAUGGCAGCAUGUUUCUGAUUGUUCACAUUCCAGUUUAACAGACUUUAUGUGCCUUUCUGAAUCGGUUUCACUUGUUAUCUAGGGCAUAAAACCACAGCACAAUUAUGGUCAGAACCUGCUGGCGGUUUUGGUUUGUAACACUGCCAGGGAAUUGUUUGAUGUGUUCUUCCUUUUUCGUGUACCAAAGGCUUUUGUGGUUUCUGGUUUGGCCAGAAUGUUUGUCUUACACUACUCCUUUAUGUCUUACAUUGUUGUUUUAAGAUAUACCUCAUCCCUCUCUUUGUGCUGGGACUUAACCUCUGCCUUAUUGUACCAGUCUCUUCUCUCAGGGACAGUUUUUGUUUUGCAUUUUACACUGCCUUGACAAUUCUGAGGAAUAAAUGUCUCUUGCCUUCA